AUGCUGGUGUUCUACAUUCAUCGACUGUCUGAUUACAAACCGCCGCGAUACUUCGAGAUGCGCUUUCCCGGCGAGUACGAGGCUCUCGCUUGGAUCAUCGGUUGCACGGGCUUACUUCAGAUUCCCAUCGGAGCUACGGCCUGUCUCCUAGAAAAUAUCCGGAAACCUAGCCUAGCCUUCGUGCCGGAGUACCACUGGGAGCCCAACACGAAGGACCGCGUGGACGCCUACUUCGAAGAGCUCGAAGAGCAGGGCCUCAAGGGAGACUCCGUCUCGGAGGUCAGGAGCACCCUCUACAACGCCACGGAGGCACUGGAGGUGUCGGUGGACCCCCAGGCGCCCCUCGUGUUCCGGCCACCGAUAUGA
Molecule: messenger RNA, 366 nt
Organism: Ixodes scapularis (black-legged tick)
Lineage: Eukaryota; Metazoa; Arthropoda; Arachnida; Ixodida; Ixodidae
Exons: 3
Coding region: 1-366 (121 amino acids)
Source: RefSeq, a predicted model, not a curated record